Molecule: messenger RNA, 2236 nt
Organism: Acomys russatus (golden spiny mouse)
Lineage: Eukaryota; Metazoa; Chordata; Mammalia; Rodentia; Muridae
Gene: Ralgps1
Product: Ral GEF with PH domain and SH3 binding motif 1
Exons: 20
Coding region: 289-2046 (585 amino acids)
Biological process (GO): Ras protein signal transduction; positive regulation of GTPase activity
Cellular component (GO): plasma membrane
Molecular function (GO): guanyl-nucleotide exchange factor activity
Source: RefSeq, a predicted model, not a curated record
CGCUCAGGCCCGGGAGUGGACGGUUCCUACUGCGGCUGGGCACCGGCUGGGCUCCCGUGUCGGCCCUGCGUUUCAAGCUUGCGCCCGGCCCAUCCUCAGCCCAGCUUGGCCCGGCCCCGGCCUCGGAACGAAGUCGCCGCUGCCGCUGGGCCUCUCGCAGGGCCAUGAGGAAGCGGCGGCAGGCACUGCAGCCCGCGUCAAGGUGACCAGCCCGGACUGCAGCGGACCUCUCAGGCAGGUUAUGUCACCAGCAGAGGUGGCUCCGAAGCUCCCUGAGGCCUGGAGACUAUGUACAAGAGGAAUGGUCUGAUGGCUAGCGUGUUGGUCACCUCCGCCACUCCACAGGGCAGCAGCAGCUCAGACUCGCUGGAGGGCCAGAGCUGCGACUAUGCCAGCAAGAGCUAUGAUGCGGUUGUUUUUGAUGUUCUGAAAGUGACUCCUGAGGAGUUCGCUAGUCAGAUCACACUGAUGGACAUCCCUGUGUUCAAAGCCAUCCAGCCAGAGGAAUUGGCCAGCUGCGGAUGGAGUAAGAAGGAGAAACACAGCCUUGCCCCUAACGUCGUGGCCUUUACCAGGAGGUUCAACCAGGUCAGUUUUUGGGUUGUGCGAGAAAUUCUAACAGCACAGACUUUAAAAAUAAGAGCAGAGAUCCUGAGCCAUUUUGUGAAAAUAGCCAAGAAACUUCUAGAACUCAACAACCUUCAUUCUCUCAUGUCUGUGGUGUCAGCAUUACAAAGUGCUCCUAUCUUCAGGCUGACAAAAACCUGGGCUCUUUUGAAUCGCAAAGACAAGACCACUUUUGAGAAGCUGGACUACCUGAUGUCCAAAGAGGACAACUACAAGCGGACGCGGGACUACAUCCGAAGUCUGAAGAUGGUGCCCAGCAUUCCCUACCUAGGCAUCUACCUUCUGGAUUUGAUCUACAUUGACUCUGCAUACCCUGCUUCUGGCAGCAUCAUGGAAAACGAACAAAGAUCCAACCAGAUGAACAACAUCCUCCGGAUCAUUGCUGAUUUGCAAGUUUCCUGCAGCUACGACCACCUCACCACCCUGCCGCAUGUGCAGAAGUACCUGAGGUCCGUGCGCUACAUUGAGGAGCUGCAGAAGUUUGUAGAAGAUGAUAACUACAAGUUGUCACUCAGAAUCGAACCAGGAAGCAGUUCUCCAAGACUAGUCUCUUCCAAGGAAGAUCUUGCAGGCCCCUCUGCCGGCUCCAGCUCAGCCAGGUUCCGCCGGAGGCCCACCUGUCCUGAUACAUCUGUGGCUGGCAGCCUCCCGACACCGCCAGUCCCCAGACACAGGAAGAGCCACAGCCUGGGCAACAAUAUGAUGUGUCAGUUGAGUGUAGUUGAAAGUAAGAGUGCAACAUUUCCAUCGGAGAAGGCCAGGCACCUGCUGGACGACAGCGUCCUAGAGUCCCGCAGCCCCCGCAGGGGCCUCACCCUCACCUCCUCCACCGCCAUCACCAACGGACUCUCCCUAGGCAGUAGUGAGAGCUCAGAGUUUAGUGAAGAAAUGUCUGCAGGGCUGGAAAGCAGGGGACGUCUCUAUGCCACACUGGGGCCCAACUGGCGGGUUCCAGUUCGGAAUUCUCCCAGAACUCGGAGCUGUGUCUACAGCCCCACGAGCCCCUGUACCUGUACUGUGGGAAGCUCAGCCACUGUGCCCACUAUGGAGGGGCCUCUGAGACGGAAAACCCUGCUCAAGGAAGGCCGGAAGCCUGCACUGUCCUCGUGGACCAGGUACUGGGUUGUACUCUCAGGAUCUACCCUCCUUUACUAUGGAGCCAAGUCCUUGCGAGGCACAGACAGAAAACAUUAUAAAUCUACACCUGGCAAGAAGGUCUCCAUCGUAGGCUGGAUGGUGCAGCUGCCUGAUGACCCCGAGCACCCAGACAUCUUCCAGCUGAAUAACCCUGACAAAGGCAAUGUUUACAAGUUCCAGACGGGCUCCCGUUUUCAUGCGAUUCUGUGGCACAGGCACUUGGAUGACGCGUGUAAAAGCAACAGGCCUCAGGUACCUGCAAACCUUAUGUCGUUUGAAUGAGUAUCUGCAGGCCUUGGCAUGACCGGAAAGGCUUCUGAGAGCCUAGCCUAGGCCUGGUGGAGGAGAGCAGCUCUGGACAUAAGCUGUGGGCCAAGGCACUGGAGCCUCAUAGCUGGACUCGAGGAACAUGACCUGCGGCCUCACAGUCCUGGAUGGCUCCCCAGUGUGAGAUCCACCUGUCAACCCACAG